AUGGGGAACAAAACAACGAUCCUGAUAGCGCAUAGAGCGGCGAUGAUGAGACAUGUGGACAACAUUGUGGUUCUCAAUGGAGGCAAAAUUGUUGAAGAAGGGACGCAUGAUGCUUUAUCGGGUAAGAACGGAUUGUAUGUGCGUUUAAUGCAACCACACUUUGGCAAGGGUCUACGCCAACAUCGACUGAUCUAA
Eruca vesicaria subsp. sativa (arugula) is the source of this 195-nucleotide messenger RNA. The record is from the annotation of a GenBank genome assembly. Lineage: Eukaryota; Viridiplantae; Streptophyta; Magnoliopsida; Brassicales; Brassicaceae.